This is a messenger RNA of Argiope bruennichi, 1299 nucleotides long. RefSeq lists its product as uncharacterized. Lineage: Eukaryota; Metazoa; Arthropoda; Arachnida; Araneae; Araneidae. The transcript is spliced from 4 exons. Bases 270 to 1214 code for a protein of 314 amino acids. The record is from RefSeq and is a predicted model, not a curated record.
CUGCCUCUCUGCGUAGUUGGUUCGAUAGAUUUCGAUGGGAUUACAACAAACCCAACUUCUUAUUCUUCUCGAAGAUGCUCAGGCACGGGUUUUAUAACACAGCAAACAGAAAAGUCCUUCAACUUGACCCGCUGAGAGCUUUCCUGAAGAACCCGUUUCGUCUGAGCCACUGACCCAUAUUGCAGCCUUCCUUCAUCUGCCACUUCCUUGACGGUCGCCCACAAAUCCACAGGUUCUGCUGUGGUAAUUACUCUGUAUAAUGCUGUGAAAUGGACAUGGAUUGGAUGUCAGCUUUAGCUACAGCAAUAGCUGUGCUUCGGCUAUGUCUCAUCUGCGGUGGAAUGUGGAUGGUUCUCCGAUUCACGGCUAAACCGGGAGUAUCUUUGGAUUUCCAAAGAAAAUGUUUCAUCGGAGCUGGUGUCAUUUACCUCCUGGGCUUAAUGCCCCAGUCACUUUUGCUCCUAUUGGUCAACUCCGAUCUAAUAAACUUUAUGCUGGACAACGGCUACUUAUGCUGGGCGCAGAACUUCGCAUGCAUGAUUGCCGCAGCUCUUCACAGUGUUAUAUUUCUCACUUGGAUUACUGAAUGCAUCCAGCCUCAGAAAACGCACUGUAUGAGAAUGGGAUUACUAGUGAAACAUCAAUUCUUCAAAUACUUAAUAGUUUUAUAUGUUGGAAUUUUCAUUUUGUGUAGAGGUUUUUUCCUUUGGAGGAUUGACAGCGAAGAAUAUUAUACUGAUGUGGCAUCCAAAACUAAUGAUGCCACGGUGUCACAUUGGACCAUGUCGCCUGUGAAGAAUCCAACUCAAGUUGUUAGACUACAGUUGAUGUUGUGUGAAAGUUCACUGUCUGAUGAGGAAACAGGCAGUUUCCUCGCUACUUCUUAUUUUUUCCUGCUAUUGCCAAUUGUGCUGCUGUAUUUGCUUGCAAAAUCUUGGAAACUACGGAGACAUCAACUUCCUAAUCUGCCACCCAAUACUGAAGAAACAGAGAAAGGAGACGAAGAACCCAUCUGGUGGGAACAAGAAAUCAACAUUCAGAGAUUGCUGUCCACCUCCAUCACAGUUUGGUUUCAUAUCAUCCAACCUCUCAUCUUUUCCUUUCACCGAGAACAUUUUGUAGACUUUGGAACUCACUUGUUACUCACCAUCUGUGUCUUUAUACCUUGGACUCCCGUGGAGAAAGAUUAUAACCCACUUCAAAGCUGGGUGUAGGUCUCAUCGGUUUUUUUUGUGUGUUUUUUAAAUUCUUCGUAAAAAAAUGAUUGGUGAAAUAAAUGGUUUUUGUUUUUUUCCCCCA